UCAUCAUUACCUUCCACUGGUGACAAGUAGGGUACUAGUAACAUUCAAGGAUGUUUCUUGGGGCUUCACUGAGGAAGGGCAAGGCUGUCUGGACUCUGCUCAGAGGAAGCUGCACUGAGCUGUGAUGCUGGAGAACCAGAGUUGGUCUCCAUAGGAGAUUUGAAUGAAAAUUCUCUGGAGAAUCUUCAAGAAAAAAGACUUAGGGAUCUAUUACGUAGGGGCUUUUCUGCUGGCUAAUUUUAGAAGAUAUGGCCAGCACAAUAACGAGUCAGGAUUGUAUUGUGAAUCUUCCAGGAGAAGGGUACAGGAAUCCUGAACUAGAUUGUUCCCUUUGUCAGAAGUAGGGAGAAGCAUCUUGUAUUUCUAGAAACAAGAGCAGUAUGGUGACUCUUCAAAGUGAUGAUUAUAAAAACAUGGCAAGUGAAGAAUAUUUGUCUUUGAAAGUCCCAAGCCAAGUGGCCACAAAGGGCUCCUCAGUGACUUUCUGCAAAAAUGAGCCCCAGGAUACUCAGAAAAGUAAAAGUCUGUUUAUAACUGAAGAAGGCACUGAGAGAAAAGUCUUGGGAGGAGAAAGUCCUCCCACGGACCAUUGUUCAGAGAACCUUCAAAUUAAACUUUUGUCUGAUGUAACAGAACUGGUCUCGCCAUUGGUCAGUGGUGAGGCGACUUGCCAGAAUGGCCAGUUGAGAGAAUCUUUGGAUCACUUUGACUGUAACUGCAAAGACAUUUGUGGUUGGAAAUCACAAGUGGUCGGUCGUAGUCAUCGGAGAGCUCAUACAGAGGAGAAACCCUGCAACCAUUACCACUGCAGGAAAAGACAUAACAACAGCUCAGGCAGUAAUCCGUGUGAGAAAAUCCACACUGCAGAGAAGCUACACAGAUGUAGUCAGUGUGGUAAGGACUUCAGCGAGCGCUCAGAACUACUACUUCAUCAAAGACGCCACGCAGAAGAAAAGCCCUACAAAUGUGAGCAGUGUGGGAAGGGCUUCACGAGGAGCUCCAGUCUCCUCAUCCAUCGAGCAGUCCACACGGAUGAGAAACCCUAUAAGUGUGACAAGUGCGGAAAAGGCUUCACAAGGAGUUCAAGUCUGCUCAUUCAUCACGCAGUCCAUACAGGCGAGAAGCCUUAUAAAUGUGACAGGUGCGGGAAGGGCUUUAGUCAGAGCUCCAAACUGCACAUUCAUCAACGAGUGCACACUGGCGAGAAGCCCUAUGAGUGUGGGGAGUGUGGUAUGAGCUUCAGUCAGCGCUCCAACCUGCACAUCCACCAGCGAGUCCACACUGGGGAGAGGCCCUACAAAUGUGGGGAAUGUGGGAAGGGCUUCAGUCAGAGUUCGAACCUUCACAUUCACCGGUGCAUACACACAGGUGAGAAGCCCUUCCAGUGCUACGAAUGUGGGAAGGGCUUUAGCCAGAGCUCUGAUCUCCGCAUCCAUCUCAGAGUCCACACUGGAGAGAAGCCCUAUCACUGUGGCAAGUGUGGGAAGGGAUUUAGCCAGAGCUCAAAACUCCUCAUCCACCAGAGAGUGCAUACUGGAGAGAAGCCCUAUGAGUGCAGCAAGUGUGGGAAGGGCUUCAGCCAGAGCUCCAACCUGCACAUCCACCAGCGGGUUCAUAGGAAAGAUCCUAUUAAAUAA
Molecule: messenger RNA, 1637 nt
Organism: Puma concolor (puma)
Lineage: Eukaryota; Metazoa; Chordata; Mammalia; Carnivora; Felidae
Source: RefSeq, a predicted model, not a curated record